AUGAGUGUGUCCAGGACACGUGACCCUGCUUGUGAUCUCACCGUCCAGCCUACAGUGAGCACCCUACACAUUCCCGCCUCGCACACUUUUAUCCCCUUUCAGCAAUUCUCCAUUUCCGACGGCUCGGGUAUCCGGAAUCCGGCUGACGACAACAACAACAAGACAGGUCUGCCUGUGGUCUCCGUUGUAACGGCCGUGUCUGGGUUGUGUCCGGCGAUUCCUGUGGUCAGUAUGCAUCAGACAGCGCAACUCGCUCAAGCAGUGGUCACGCCGACCAUCAUCCCAGCUGUGGUCACUCCGAUGACUGUCCAAACUGCCAACUGUCUAACUCCGACUACAACGAUGACAGUGGCCAACACACUCAACAUCGGCAGCCAUAUCUCAGUGCCGGUUCAGCACCAUACUGUCAGCAUUGCCGGAAUUAACGUCAGUGCUCAAUCCGUGGCACCCAUCAGUAACAGUAUGAACGCUACAACCUUCACCAACAACAACCAAAACACUACACCCACGACUUUGAACAAACCAACCGUCUCCAGCAACGGCACCAACAAUAGCUCUUCCCCCAACGCUACAAAUUUUUCUAAAACAAACAGCAGUAACUCGUCCAAACCGCCCUCAACCCAGAGCUCGGCCACAGAGCAGAACGAGGACCUGGUCAAACCAGUGUUUAAAGAUGGAGAACUUGUGCUAGAAGUAGAAUGUGGACAAAAUAAAGCUAUUCUUUACCUCUCCAAGCUAUGUCAGGGUAGCAAAGGUCCGUGCAUCAGUUUUCAGAGCUCCUGGCUCACGCCCAAUGAGUUUCAGUUUGUGUCUGGCAGAGAGACUGCCAAAGAUUGGAAGCGAUCAAUCCGUCACCAUGGCAAAAGUUUAAAACUGCUACUGGCCAAAGGGAUUCUUAACGUGCACCCCACAAUGUGUGACUGCGAUGGAUGCCGACAGGGGGCGACACUG
Molecule: messenger RNA, 951 nt
Organism: Candidula unifasciata
Lineage: Eukaryota; Metazoa; Mollusca; Gastropoda; Stylommatophora; Geomitridae
Source: the annotation of a GenBank genome assembly